This is a messenger RNA of Lathyrus oleraceus (garden pea), 1662 nucleotides long. RefSeq lists its product as uncharacterized. The record is from RefSeq and is a predicted model, not a curated record. NCBI's taxonomy places the organism in Eukaryota, Viridiplantae, Streptophyta, Magnoliopsida, Fabales, Fabaceae. The coding region runs from base 1 to 1662 and encodes 553 amino acids. Gene Ontology annotation, molecular function: transferase activity, transferring alkyl or aryl (other than methyl) groups. The transcript is spliced from 3 exons.
AUGGUAGAAUUUGACAAUAGAAGAAGAUUAAUGUCCCGUGUGGAUGAGUUAAAAACACCACUCAUUGAGAUCAAGAACGUUUUGAUGAAGAACAACUCCUUUCCUGUCUAUAAUGUUGAUUAUGAGCAUUGUCUGAUUAACCCACAACAAUGUAUAACUUUGAAGUCUGUCAUACAACGAUUGAUGGACCAUGGGAUCUUGGUGGUAGAUUGUUCAUCUACCACGGAAGAAGUGUCCACCCUAGAAAUCUUAUAUGAUGAAGUCUUACCUAUGCAAAUACGAUAUGAUCUUUCUCCAAUGAAUCUCUCUGGAAGUCCCAUUGUUCCUUUGGUUAUAACGAUACCAAUGUCGUUCCCCUUCAAUGACACGAAAGCAGUUCCAUGGGUAUAUGACUCAACACUCUACAUCCAUGGACAAAGAGUGCAAGAAGAUCCCAUGGCGUCUAAUGAGCCAAUGGCAAGUAUAGCUGACACUGGUGGGGUCACCCGAAGUGGAAGAACCUUUGCACCUGUACCUCCCCAAAUUGACAAUGGUGGCACUUCCAACCAAGAAAAAGGCAAUCAAAUCGAAGUUGACCAGCAAAGGAAAGAUUCUCUACCUACCAGUAAGGUGGAUGAAUUCUUGCGCAUCAUUAAGAGGAGAAACUAUAGGGUGGUUAACCAACUCAACCAAACCCCAUCAAAAAUAUCAAUAAUGUCUUUACUCAUGUGCUCUGAUGCACAUAGGGACGCCUUAGUCAAAUUCUCGAGGGAUGCUCACAAACCACAAGAGAUUUUCGUCUAUCAAUUUGAGGGAGUUGUCAUCAAUAUAGCUGCCAACAUGAGUCUGGGUUUCAAUGACGAAGAGCUUCCCGUUGAAGUAAGAAACUAUAAUAAGGCCCUACAUAGUUCCAUGGAAUGUGUAGACACCGUUUUGUCUAGGUUCUUAGUGGAUACUGGCUCGUCUCUUAAUGUGUUUCUGGAGAGUUUUCUUUCCAAAUUGACUAUUGAUGGGCUCCUAAUGAAACCCAUCGAACUUGUGGUGAGGGCAUUUGAUGGUUCAAGAAGAACCGUGAUUGGUGAAGUGGAAUUUACUAUCAAGAUUGGACCUCACACCUUCUUCAUAACAUUCUAUGUCAUGGACAUAUACCCUGCUUACAGUUGUCUACUUGGACGACCUUGGAUCCAUUCAGUCGGUGUCAUCACAUCGAAUCUCCACCAAAGGUUGAAGUUCUUGGUCAACAGUAAGCUAGUGGUUGUGAAGGGUGAGGAGGACAUAAUGGUGUGUAACUUAACAUCGUUCAGAGACGAGAAAACAACCAAACAAGCAGUUGUGGAAGGCAGUGGGGGAUUGUUUCCCACGUGUAGAGAAUCUAAAGAUGAAGUUAAUUUAUUCCUUGGAAAUGCCGGUACGGCAAUGCGUCCUUUGACGGCAGCCUUGGUUGCUGCAGCUGAAGGUGAUGCUUCUAGCGCCAGUUACUUCCUAGCCGGUGCAGAAGUUACCGUUGGAACUAUCACGGUUAUAGGCUGUGGGACGAGUAGUUUACAGGGAGAUGUAAAAUUUGCUGAAGUUCUUGAAGGAUGGGAGCUAAAGUUACGUGGACAGAAAACAGCGUCACAGUUACCGGGCCUCCACGAGAUUCUUCUGGUCGGAAAGUGUUGCAAGGCAUUGAUAUCAAUAUGA